Maniola jurtina (meadow brown) is the source of this 6764-nucleotide messenger RNA. RefSeq names its product integrator complex subunit 1 (gene IntS1). Gene Ontology annotation, cellular component: integrator complex. The coding region runs from base 159 to 6089 and encodes 1976 amino acids. Gene Ontology annotation, biological process: U2 snRNA 3'-end processing. The record is from RefSeq and is a predicted model, not a curated record. Lineage: Eukaryota; Metazoa; Arthropoda; Insecta; Lepidoptera; Nymphalidae. The transcript is spliced from 36 exons.
UAUGGGUCGUGGUCUGUGAUAUGGCUCCAAAAAUCGAAAACCAAAACGACGCAUGUUAAAAAUAAAUAAAUAAUAUUUUUUUAGGUAAACGUGGACCUAAUUGCAAUAUGCUACGUGUAACGUGUUACCAUGCGUGCUAAAAACUGAACGAAGAAAAUAUGGAGCGCGGAAAAAUGUCAUCAACCGGCCGCGGAGGCAAGAGCAAAGCCCCACAACACCCUCAGGACAUUUUCGCUUUGGGCAGCAAAUCCACCGUUGUGGUGUCCCGCGACUCGGAAAAGAGGAAUAUUCAUAAACCUUCUGCAAGUGGAGUGGGUGAAAGAAAGCGAGAACCAGCAGGGUUCGGCAGCGCGCCGCCCAGCAAGCGGGCCCGCAUCGGCUCUCCAGCUGAGUCUGUUACCGGCACCUCGUUGGAAAUAGACCCAGUGGACCUGGUGCCCAAUGUGCUGCAGGCUCUGGAUACACAUAACUCUGAUAAAUUGUUGGGCCUUCUCACAGGCUCAAUACGCCUCCUCAAGUCCCAGCGUUCGAAACCAGACCCAAUAUUAUGCAUGAGUAUGCUCUACUUGACCAAGAUCCGUCCCAACAUGUUUGCUCAUGAGACAGUGACACAAACAUUGUGUACCUUGCUGAAGAGGGAACAAGGAGCAGCGUUCAAGAGCAAGGGCAACCCGCUGGUGUUUGUGCUGGCUUGCAACAUGCUGUACGCGGGACACAGGGACAGCAACAACUGGCCUGACACUUUCAUAAAGGUGUACAUCGAAGACGCGCUGAACGAGCGCUGGUGGGUGGAGUGCGCGUGGUGCAAGUGCCUCGUGGACAACAUCGUCACAGCCUUCGGCACUAAGCAGCCCCCCGCGCACCUCAUACACACACUCAUACACAACACUUUAGGUACAAUGUCGCCGUCUGGUUCAGGGUCUCCCUUAAUGGGCAGCACCGAGGAAGACGUUGACAAUACGGAGCUGGAGUAUUCCGUGUUUCCCAGAUAUUCCAGCAGCUAUGAGACUGUAGAGGCUCUGGUGCUGGAAGCCAUCAGGGAGCAAAUUCAGCGCAGGGCUGCGCCCGAUGCAAUCGGGAAAGGCUUCCUCAAGCUACUCUCGGCUACUUGCGGCUUCCCCGAGAUCCGUAUGAUAGCAGCAUCGAGACUGGAAGCUUGGCUGCACUCCGGCAAGCUGUGCCGUGCGGCGCAGGAACUAUUGGCACAUGUGUGCGCCAAUGCGGCAAGUGCUGGGCCAAGUGCCGCAAGAGACGGCGAAGUGUUGGCUCAACUAACUCGCAUGCGAUUGAAGACCAAGCCCUUACAAGCUGCUUACCAGUUCUGCCUCAGAGAGAUGGUAUCGGAUAGUCCAACAUUACUGCGCAGCGUGGUGACGCACACGAUCUACAACGAGCUAUCCAACGUGCGCUCCCCCAACAACAUGUCCGUCCUGGCAGCGUUGAUAAACGCACAGCCGCAGCAGGUGCCCGUUGCCAUGGCUGAAACAUACCAGGAAUUGAUCGGCCGUACGGAAGACUACCUGCGUCCGCUGCGCGCGUUGACGCGCGAGUGCGUGCGCGCCGCGCGCUCAGACGCGGCCGCGCUGCUUCCGCUCGCGUGCGCGCUCGCGCGCCCGCCACCCAUGGACCCGCCGCAAGAGAUUCGAGAGCGUGCCUUCCAGUCUAUCGCUGACCUGUUCUGCGUGUGUUGCCUGGUCACUGCGGCGCACAGCAAGCACUCGGCCGACUAUCGCGCGCAGCUGACCGCGCUGCAGCAACAGGCGCUCGGCUGGCUGUUCGACACUGCGACACCGGUCUAUCGCCCGGCGCGACACGACUACCUACACGUGCUACAUAAGAUAAUGUUUGUGGAGCCAGCAGAGACGUACAGCAAAGUGGAUAACUGGCCCCCAGAGUCAGAGAGAGCCCUAACUUACCGCCUGUGUACGGAGACGCCGCUGCCACAUAGUACACUAAUUAAACUCAUCUUUAUUGGUCUCUCGAAGGAGAUCCCCGUGUCACCCACGGAGGUGUUCGAGCUGAUAGAGCAGCUGGUGCGCAGAGCCUGUGCCUUGCCCCCCGAGGACCAGCCGCUGACGGUGGACAAGCUGGACAUCGCGGAACACAUCUUCAAGCUGUGUCAGUUCCAUCCGCCCGACAACAUCACUCUGCCUGCUAGUUACCAGGCCCCAGAUUUGGCUAUAACGUCGCUGUACUGGCGCGGCUGGAUGCUGCUGACCAUGCUGGCCGCGCACAACCCGCACGGGUUCGCCGAGCGCGCCGCCGCCGCGUACCCCACGCUUCGAGCGCUUAUCGAGUGCUGCAUCACCAGCAAGCCAUCAAUCGAGUGGAACGGCACGGCCGAAGGGGAGCGCGCGGAGGCGGAGCGCGCGGUAGUUCUGCAGCUGGAGACGCACCUCGCUGCCGCCAGCAACGCCAAGCUCCCCGUCACUGAACACUCUUCUCGACUCUUGGCUCAGUUGACGACGUUAGAACCUCUGGGGCCCGCGAGGCGUCCACCGGCAGCAGUUCUCGAGGCGCUGCAGACGCUGAGCAGCCAGCUCCGACUGGGGCGCCUGCUGUGUCGCCAGCCCGCGCUGCUCUUGCAGCUCGUGGAGAGACACGGCACCAGGCGAGCGAUGCCCUGGCUGCAUCAGUUGCUAAGACACGAUCGGUUGGAGCUCAGCGUGCUGCCAGUGCAGUGCCUCUGCGAGUUCCUGUCGGCGGGGGGUGCGGGCGGCGCGGGCGCGGGCGAGGCGGGCAAGGCGGGCGAGCUGUGCGCGCACCUGCGCCGCACGCUGCACAGCGAGGAGGGAGCGCGGGCCGUCUUACACUACUACCUGCAGAGACUGGCGCACACGCACAAACCCACCCGCCAGUCCGCCAACCGGGGCUUGAAAUUGGUACUAUCGCAAACGGAUGACGCAACGGACAUGGACUACAAUGCAGACGUCAGUCCUGAGUCCUGGUUGCCCCUACUGCCCUCACUAGUCCACUGGGAAGCUCUGCGGGGCGAGGCAGUGCGGCGCGUGAGAGCGGCGUGCCUGGUGGAGUGCGUGCCGCAGCACGUGGCCGCUUAUCUAGGCUUCCUGGCGUGCCACGCCGAGCCGCACGACCUCCCUGACAUCGUACUAGACCUGAGUCAAGUGCUGAUGGAGCGCACCACGGUGAUGGGCUACGUGCUGCCGCCGGUGGACGCCAAGGAGCUGCCUCGCGACGACCACUUCGCGCAGCACAGGGCAUUACACGCUUUGACCACCAUAUUUUACACGCAUCUCAAACAGAUGCUGUCAUCUACUGAGCCCACUGAAGCCCAGGAGAUGUUGGAAGAAGGCGUGGACGGCGCGAGCGGUCUGUACGCAGGAGACAAAGUGACCCUACAGUGGGUCAACGGGCGCCGCGCCACUUUGUAUGUCGUGGUCGCGCACGCGCAUCUCAAACUGCUGUGCUAUGGACCAUCUUGCUUGGAUACAAACCAAGAGAUGUACUCCUGGCUUCAAUCCACUUGGGUAGGCAGCGACGCACCUGAGGCCUUCGUAUCGGAGUCCCCGGAUGAGGCCGUGCUGUUACCGGAUUGGCUGAGGCUGAGCCUGGUGCGGUCGGCGCGCAAGCCUCUGCUGGAAGCUGGUCUGAGAGGCUUAUCGGCUCCCAAGCUGUCGCUGUUCAUACAGACCUUCGGCAUGCCCGUGUCUUCAAUGAGUGCCUUAUUGGAAACCCUGGACGCGUGUCCAGCGGGCGCUAUAAACCGGCUGGGAGUGGAGCGCGGCUACAUGGCGCAACUUCUGCAGGUGCAGAGAGCUCGCGGCGCCGUGGGAGGCCACGCCUUCGCCGCUACUCUCCGCCUGUCCAAGCCUCAAUAUCCACCAGAUGACAUGCUGUUCACGGAUGAGGUCCUCCCGGAAGAGGAGGAGGACCCGUGGGCCAGUCCUCGCGAGCCAGUGAGGUUGGACGCCAGCUCCGUUGGCGCCCUGCUGGCCACCACGUUCUCUGCUGCUGACAUGUUCCGAGGGGACCUGGAUGCCGCGUUCAGACAACUACAUGGGCUGAUAGCGAACGAAGCCCGCGGCGGCGAGGGUCCGUGCACGCGCGCCACGCUGGCGUUUCUGCUGACCGUUAGCGCGGCGGGGUUGCUGCGGCAGCCCGCGUACGCAGCACCCUUGCUACGCACGCUCAUGCACGCCCGACCCAAGGGCUUUACCGAGGUAGCUCGAGGGCUCCUGUCCCAAUGCAAGUGCGCGCGCGGGCCCGUGGCGGACGCGCUGCGCAGCGCGGCCGGCGCCGCCGUGCUGAGCGACUGUCCUCUGCCGACCGUGCCGUCCCAAGCCACUAAGGACCAACUGGUCGCAGCGUUCGAGUCCACAACGCCAAGUACUUUGGAAGUGGUGGGCAACAAGAUCAUUGAGUCACAAGACACGCAGGUGGUCAUAGACACCAUCACACAACUCCUGGAUAAGAACCAGAAGAACUGUUACGAAAUCACGGUGAAAGUGGAGGAGGAUGAGAAGUACAGCAGUUUCCCAGCGCACGUGCUGUCGGUGCGCGGGCUCGGCUGCGGCCUGCUGCUGGACUGGCUGUCAGAGCUGCAGCGGGAGACACGAGACAAUCAGAUGCGGCUGAUGUUCGUGCGCGGCGGCGGCAGCUGGCGGCCGCUGCUGGUGACGCUGCUGGCUCACCGCGCGUCGUGGCGCACACUACACGGGUGCCUUGCUGCACUGCUGCAGCCAGGGGGCUGGUCGGCCACUUCAGUGCUGGACUUUGCGGAGACCUUGAUAGGCAGUCCCCGCGUGUGGCAGGGCCGCGACCGCGCCACGCCCAAACACCACACGCCCGAGGAUUCGCUGCGUCUCACUCACACUCAGCUGGACGUCCUCAUUCAGUACGUGGGUGAAGAAGCGAGCGAAGCCGAAGCAGCAGAAGGGAUGGAAGCAGCAAGGAGAAGCAUCGAAGCGCGCCUUCCGUUAAUACUGCGCUGCUGUUCCGCGCCACACGCACUCUUAGCCGCAGCGUUGGCCGCUGCCAAGGCGCAUCCGCUUCUUUUACUGCUCUUAUACAUGAAAGUACCAAAAAUCCUCCAACUGCUUCGUGAGUGCGAGGAGCGGCCGCCGGCGACGUUCGACGACAUCGCGCCCGCCGACAUGAUGUCCGCCGCGCGCCGCUCCACCAGCGCCACCGACCGCGUCUCGCACUCCCUCCUGACCACGCUGGCCGCCGCCCCGCCGCACCACUCCAAGGAGCAUUCACAGAAGAUGUGGCGUACGGAGGCGAACGUGCGCGCAGUGUGGGCGCGCUGCCGCGGCGCGGGCGAGCGCGCCUUGCCGCUCACGGGCGCGUUGCUGCGCGGCGUGCGCGGCCGCACGCACCACCACCAUCAGCACUUGCUGUCCGCGCUCGAGAUACUGCCUGAUAAGGAGCUGUUCGCCAACCAUGUCAGUGACGAGAUCCACAACAUCCUGGAAUGUUUCCUAAACAUGGUGAAGGAGGGCGGCGCCGGCAGCGGGUCGCUGGCGCACCGCGUGGCGGCGCUGCUGCGGCGGUACCGCGCCGUCAGACCCUCCCGCGCCACGGCGCUGCUGGCCGCGCACCGGGACACUGUCUCGUCGCAGGCGGCGCUGAGCGGGCUGAUGACGGCGGAGGGCCCGCCCGCGUCCGUGGCGCCGCCGCCGCACGCGCUGCACGCGCUGCAGAGGCGGGUCGCGCCGCCGCCGGAGCUGCAUUGGCUCAUACAGGAGGUGGAGGCGUGGGGCGUGCGGCGCGGCGGCGCGUGGGGCGGCGCGCGGGCGGCGGACGCGCUGCUGCGCGCGGUGGCUCCGCUGGCCGCGUCGCCGCACGCGCCGCUGCGCACCUCCGCGCUGUCGCUGCUGGCCAAGCUGCUGCCCGCCGCGCCCGACCUGCACCCCGGACUGCAAGCCAUCCUGGAAUGCCUGGAGUCGAACCAGCCAGAAGUAGCCCAGUCCGUGAUAGACAAGCUGCCGGAGCUGGUGGUGGGCAUGCAGGAGCACGCGGCGCGCAUACUCAUGCGCGUGUUCGAGCUCGGCAUGAAGUCGCGCCUGCCGGUCGAGCAGUGCAUCGCCAAGUGUGUGGCCACCAUUAACCUAAACAGGGGCUGUUGAGCGUACUCUUAAUACCUGAUAGUAAAAAAACGGCCAAGUGCGAGUCGGGCUUGCGCGCCGAGGGUUCCAUACCUUAGAAUUCUGUUGCUUAAAUUAUUUCCAAUUUGUUGAGAAGAACCCUUGAUUUUCAGGAAAAAAUAGCCUGUCACUUUUCAAGUCUUUUAUCUUUAUCCAUACAAAAAUCACGUCAGUCCGUUAUGACGUGAUGGAAUGACAACCCAACAAACACGCUUUCGCAUAUUUACAAUAAUAUGGGCAGAGAAUGCAAAAUGAAAAUUUAAAAAAAAUGCGAUGUAACCACAAAUUGACGAUUUUCGAUUUUUUUUUCCUAAUGCCGUAAGUCCUUGCAUAUUGCCACAUGAUCAACGGGAAGUACCUUCUCCUCCCUACAAAAUAUACGGCAGUUUCAGCCAAUCAGGCCAUAUUUUUUGAUUACAUUCACUUUUACAGCUCCAAGACCUAAAUUUGAUGAUUUUGAUUUAGAAAUUUUGAGAGACAAGGAAAUUUUCCCUUAUAGGCGUGUUCUCUUUUAAGUAUGGAACCCUAGAAUAACUCAUCUUUGAAUGCCUAGAAUAGAAAAAAUUUGCCAUAGGGCAAUAUAGAUAAUAAUUAUUGUAUUUAAGAAUAAGUAUUGUAAAUAUUUUUUAAUUUUAAAUAUAUGGUAUUGUUUUUUAC